GUUCUUAUAUUGUUGGAGGAAGAGAUGCUGCCCGUCAAUCUUGACCGCACAUGGCCUCGCUGCAAGUCCGAGGACGCCACAACUGUGGGGGGGCCCUGGUGAGAGGGGACUUUGUGCUCACAGCAGCACAUUAUGAUGAUUUGGAGGGAUAUGACAAGAUGGUGUCAGGAAGGAGAGAGGCAGGAAGGUGGAACAAGAGCAACGAAAAGGGCUCGACAUCUCUGCACAGAGCGUGUAUAGACGGUAACCUGAAGCAGGUCCAGUAUCUGAUGGAACAGCCGCGGACGCAUAGUUUCUGA
This is a messenger RNA of Gymnodraco acuticeps, 299 nucleotides long. Its product is annotated as tonsoku-like protein. The transcript has 4 exons. Bases 51 to 299 code for a protein of 82 amino acids. Gene Ontology annotation, biological process: proteolysis. The record is from RefSeq and is a predicted model, not a curated record. Lineage: Eukaryota; Metazoa; Chordata; Actinopteri; Perciformes; Bathydraconidae. Gene Ontology annotation, molecular function: serine-type endopeptidase activity.